CCGGGCAGGGCUCGUCUCUGUUGGUGCUUCCGGGCGUCUCGGGGCGCACCUCACGGUCGACGCGCUGCAGCACGCGGGCCUGUGCUGCGAGGCCGCGGGCUGGCCCGCGGCGGCGCGCGCCGCGGCGGCCCGCGAGCUGCGCCGGGAGGCCCACCACGAGGAGUCCCGAGCGGGGGCAGUGGUGGCGGCGGUCGUGUACGAGCUGGCCCAGCCCCGCUCGGGCUGGUCCGUCUGGUUCCGGAGCUGA
Messenger RNA from Prorocentrum cordatum, 247 nucleotides. NCBI's taxonomy places the organism in Eukaryota, Dinophyceae, Prorocentrales, Prorocentraceae. The record is from the annotation of a GenBank genome assembly.